Messenger RNA from Prionailurus viverrinus (fishing cat), 342 nucleotides. Its product is annotated as receptor-type tyrosine-protein phosphatase U-like. The transcript has 4 exons. NCBI's taxonomy places the organism in Eukaryota, Metazoa, Chordata, Mammalia, Carnivora, Felidae. The coding region runs from base 1 to 342 and encodes 113 amino acids. The record is from RefSeq and is a predicted model, not a curated record.
AUGCCGGUGGCCGAGGCACCUGCCCAGCCCCGAGAGCUGCGUGGCAUCCCGCGUGACAGAGGAGGAGACCAGCGCAGUGGUGGGGUCACUGAGGCCAGCAGCCUCCUGGGGGGCUCACCGCGGCGUCCGUGUGGCCGGAAGGGCUCGCCAUAUCACACGGGGCAGCUGCACCCCGCAGUGCGCGUGGCCGACCUCCUGCAGCACAUCAACCAGAUGAAGACGGCCGAGGGCUAUGGCUUCAAGCAGGAGUACGAGGGCUUCUUUGAAGGCUGGGAUGCCAUGAGGAAGAAACCGUCUCAGAGACCCAUGCCUGAGAGUCCUGAGGGAGGGCCUGAAGCCUAG